Molecule: messenger RNA, 2917 nt
Organism: Pyricularia oryzae 70-15
Lineage: Eukaryota; Fungi; Ascomycota; Sordariomycetes; Magnaporthales; Pyriculariaceae
Exons: 2
Coding region: 303-2582 (759 amino acids)
Source: RefSeq, a predicted model, not a curated record
GUCUUGCCGAGUGCCUAUCUGCCUAUCAUAUUGCCCACCGUUAUUCUAUGUUAUCUGCGAGGUUUUGGGUGCUUUUCGGCUAUCGUGCAUACUUGCAUUCUGCCCUUGCUAUCUACCAAUUGUACCAGCAUCUAUUUCCCUGAUUGCGCCCCUUGCCCUUCCAACUUCUUUUCGAGGGUUUGUGUCUUGACUCAUUUCGUCUCUGAUGAUUUCGCAUCUGCGUGUACUAGGCAAUCACCGCUGCUGCCGCUUUUGUCUGCUUUUCGAUAAUAACACAUAGAAGCUUCUGCUGAAGCCCAUGCAUGCUGUCCUUUUCCCAAUCGUCGCUGUUUCAACGCGGCCGCAAGGACCGGGAACUCGCCGCCAGCAACCACGACAAUGAGAUUUUAGCACGGGGCGGGCGUGAUCCCCGGGACCAAAAGUCCUCCCACAACAUGCCCGCUCCGCCUCCUCCGCCAGACAACAACCGGCCAACCUUGCAACAACUGCUACCUGACAUCCACGAGGAUGCCACCCAGCCCUUCUCGUCCCUGUUCGGCCCAUCGUUCGACAGGGCCACGGUCGAGUCGGCCGCGCAGCUAGCCGACAGAAGCAUCUUCAUCACGUCGACGGGCAGCCGCUUCCGCCUCGAGCGCAUCGACGCAGAGCCCGCCCCCAAGCCGCCGCAGCAACAGCUCUCGGCGAGCUGGGGUUCGAGUCGGCUGUCGGAAUUGCAGGCGCGACCGGCGCACAGAUCGACGCCACCAACGGCCGCACAGUCCCUUCCCGCCGAUUCCCCACUCCGCCCGCAGCAGCCAUCGUCCCCAACAUCCAUCACAUCCGCAACCGCUGCGUCGCCGAUACAUAGAAAUGCGGUAUUACCGUACACUGGGUCUCUGUCGGGGGGCGAUGUGCUUACCCCAGACAGCGCAGGCACCGAACAUGCCACGGAUAGGAUGAGGACACUGAGCUUGGGCGAGGAUGGGUUCGGGGCCACGGCUUUAUUUACACAUUCUGAUGGUGGCGCACAGGCUGCUGAGAUCUUGACCGACUCUCAGUCGGCCGAGAGGCUGGCUAUUGGAGGAGAGUAUGUUAGCGACUUGGACACGCGGCCAUUAUCACCACCGGACUUGGAGUUUACCGACUACGCAAGGGUUCGCGGCACAUCAUAUUUUGGAGAGAGCAGCUCGUCGCGGACACAUGAAGACUAUUUGAGUAGAUCGUUUACGCACCCGGAUCCUUUCUCACCACCCGCUUAUGCGCCGUCACAAAUCCCGGGAUUCCAGCCACCCCGAGAAAAGGCACCCUCUUCGGCACGGAGCUCGUCGUUGCCUUCCCUAAUGGAGCAUUCUAACCCUGUCGCGCUAGGGACUCCGCAAGCACCUACUGCGAUACCUACCUCACCACUUUCGACAGCGACCAGCGUUGGUGCAGGGUCGAUUGCGCAGGCUUCUAGUGAUCCCGAGGAAGUGGGCGGUUACUUUUACGAUACACAAACACCUAUAGUGGUAGGUCCUGACGACCCUCCACCUCCAGUGCUUGCUCGUUCUGGCACUGCACAGUCUGCACACACCCCGCCGGACAGCCUAAUCGCGACACGGGAUAAUGUAUUACCUGGGGAGGACGUGUUGUAUGACGGCGCCGUCAAGAGCGCGCACACCCUGGUUGGACCAUUCGAAACCGGGCAUUUGAAAGUCUUCAGGAAUAACCUGAACCAUGAUCUCAGGUUCCAUUGCAAAGUAGGCAACAACACCGAGAUACACUGGAUGAAGGGGAUCAAGGCAAAGAUGGUUCCGUUUUACGCAUACGACCAGCGCUCCGGCAACAUCGUCAUGAUCCGUGACGGUGACGAGAGAAGCAAGCGCCAGGGCUCCGUAGCAUCGCAGGCCGCAGCCUACAGCAGCGCGGCCAGCGCUAUUUACAGGUUCGACGCGUUACACGACCUUUUUAAGUUCCAGUCUCAGCUGACGGGCGAGUCGGUGGUCUUGGACAUAUCGUCAGUCAAGUGGAUCCGGCUCGCGCGCGCAAACAGUCGAUCCGUUGAGAUGUACAGCUCGGUGCGGCUGCAGAUCUGGCAUGAGCCGCGGGCGCGGCGGGCGGCGCAGAGCGAUGUCGCCUCCUUCAUUACGGCUGGCACAGCGCUAUCCGGACCUCUCCGAGAUAGGACGACGCUCAGCGCUUCACGGCUAAUGGUCUUCCUUGGUCGGGCGGAAGAGUACAUCACUGCCUUCAUCACGGACGACGUUGAGAUGGAGCCGAGGGGGCACACAUCCGCCAGACUGAAGCCGAGGAAAUACGGAGGAAUACAUAAGCGGAACUCAAGGCCAGGUAUAAGAGCUCGACUUGAACAGAAAACAGGGGGCGACGUGGCUAGCCUUGAUAUACACGGAGAACCAUACGACCCAGACGUUGAGCAGGGCUUCGAGCUAUAUAAGACGUUCGAGAUCGAAUUCGAGAGCGAGCCGAGCCAGGUCAACUUCUGUUCCGCAUGGGCUGAGGUGAUCCAAGAGCGGCGGGCUCAGCGGGAGAGGCUGCGCAAGAUCCAAGAGGACAUGCGCAAGGAGACUUUCUCGCCUAGGGAGGCGUUAUCUAUCCUAACAUGAAUGAUUGGUUGGAGCUCUGGCGUCCUGGUUUUUUUCUCUAUACUCUAUUAUAUUGGCUUUUUGGUUUUGUUUUAUUUUGUUUAUAUUUUCUUAACUUGUUCAUCCGUGUAUGCUUUUGAGAGAUUGGUUGCACGGUCUGGAGUAUCUCAGGAGCACAGCGGGGGGUUUCAUACUUUUCUCGGAGUUGAUAUUUGGGUGCACAGGCAUAUUCCCGCUUGCUAUGUCAAGAAAAAAAGAUCCUGAUUUGGAAUCACUGCAAGAAUUCCUACUAGUUCUAGUGCUAGUGAUAAAAAAAAAAGAAAUACUGACUUUCGUAUUUGUGACUUGAUACGCCG